GGCCAUCUGGUCGGCGCUUCUCGUCGGCAACGCGCGGACGACGCGACCUCGGUGAGGCGCGCGCUCGCCGCGCCGCAACGCGGCCUCGUUCAAAAGACAGCGGCAGCCGCAUCGUCCUCGUCAUCCGCGUCGGGAAAAAGGCGUGCCCGCAGACCGCCGUUAGCGAAGCGCGUCGAAGCUGGGCCAGACCGGCGAGGAAAGUUCUGCGGCGCGGUGCCCCGACGUCGGCGUGACCGCGGGAGGAGUGUACUACGAGCGGAGAGCAGUCGUUCGCUGGCUGACUGCGACGAGCCGCCCGGAGCCAUGGCGUACGAAACCGACUCGCUCCGACGGCUCGUCGGCAGCGGCGACGCCGGUGCACGUGGACAUAUCGGCGACGGAUCGGGAACGCGGAGGAGGAGGAGCGCGAGGGAUACAACCAGGAGCGGCGUGCGUUGCCACGCUCCGCUGCCGCACUCCAGGUUACCAGGGCCGUCCCGGCUGAGCACGUGCUUCUUGCUGCUCUGUGUUGUCGGCGUCGCGUGCGCGUCGUUCGAGGACGGAAACUCGUCGGCCGUGCCUAACCUGUGCAACCUCGCUCAAGAGGAGCCCAUGUACUGCCGAUGCUCCUCAGAACACUUCGAGGCGGACACCACAGGCGUUGUCUGCUACGUCGGAAAGCCGCUGUCCGGAGGCCACGCCGUCUUCCAGGCGCUGCGGCGACAGAAAGCGCUGGUUUCCGUUACCUUCACCGUGUACGGACAGGACUACCGGCUCGACUUCGUACCCACCGACUCGCUUCGACAGCUGGGCCGGCUCGAAAAGCUGCGUUUCACGGAGUGCAACUUGGGCGUGCUUCACACGAGGGCCUUCUACAAGCUGUCCGCGCUCACCUUGCUGCAGCUGGAGGGCAACGACAUUAUCGACCUGCAGCCGGGCGCCAUAGAGCACCUGCCGAGGCUCGAAAAACUCGAGCUCGGCGAAAACAAGCUGAGACACGUGAACGCCGGCUGGUUCUUGCGGCUUCCUUCCCUCGCUGCUCUUUUCUUGGGCAAGAACCAGAUCGAGUACGUAGAGGACCUGGCUUUCGCGGAGCUGGGGGGCCUCCGGGAGCUCGAGCUCGGGGACAAUCUCAUACACGUGCUGACCAACCGCACUUUCAAAGGCCUCUCCCAGCUCACGAGGCUCGAUUUGUACCGCAACAAGCUGACGCGGCUCGACGCUGGCAUAUUUGUCAGUAUGCCUCUCCUGGAAGAGCUAGACCUCAAGCUCAACCAGAUCUCCGUCAUCGAUCCGCUGGCGUUCGACGGGUUGGCGCGCCUGCGGCUUAUCUACCUAGCCAGCAACCAGCUACGCAUACUGCCCGCGGACAUGUUCGUGGGUGCGCCCAAUCUGGACCUGGUGGACCUGGAGCAAAAUCAGCUGGUCACUCUCACGUGGAGGACGAUACACAACCUGAAGUACAUAGAGCACGGCGAGGACUUCGCAAUGGGUCUCACUGGCAACCGGCUGACCUGCGACUGCCGCUUGGCGUGGAUCCUGCGGCUUGAGAACCUCACGCUGAGCGAAAAGUUCCGCCGUGAACUGCGCCACGUCAGCUGCGAGUUCAGCGACCCGGCGCGCGGCAAAAGCAAGGUAACGCGCCUGAGCCUACAGGACUUGGGUUGUCCGGAGCACGUGACACUGGACCCGGACGCGCUUCCACCCAUUCCAGCUUACUCGACUUCGCCAUCGCCAUCGCAUCCUGGACCGGUGGCGACGACACUGCCGGGCGAGGAAACUACCAGCCACCCUCCAGAAGAGCAAACAAAACGACCGUCGGGCUCGGACAAAAAGUCGCCAACCGCCAACGACAAGCCGGGGUCAUCGGCACCACGCUUCGCAUCUGCCCCGUUCGCGAUCAUCGUUUCAGCUGUGCUUGGCUUCGGACGAGCAUGGUGAUAUGGCUGCGUGCCUUGAGCUUCGUUUUAUGUGCAAUGGGCCAUAAGAAAAAGACAGCUGCGUGCUUGUCACGCCUGAAGCGCGAGACAAACAUUGUCAUGCAGUGUGGACCGUGCCUUAGACUUUUGUAGGCAGCUUUCCUUCUCAGAGCUUCUAUGAACUGCAGUGAGUGACGCUUCCGGUGUGCUUGGGAAGAUUUCUGUGUGUACUGCGACGAGUGAUCGGUUCAUUUUUCACUCGCCAUGGAAUGGUGUCUCUAAGUGUGUCAAGUGCUUUCGUGCUGAUGUUCAUGUCGAAAUAUUACUGCCACUUGCAGUUCUCGCUUAUUCGCGCUAUUUUUUACAACUGUUCGUGCCUUCAGUUCAACAGGAGAUGCGGAAUUCUGGCACUAAUAUUUUUAAUGACUGUCCGAGUAGAAGAGAUUUGUCCUCUAGAUGCAUAGAGUUUCUCACUAGAUUACCUAGAGGGAAAUCUGGCGCUACUGCGCUGUGGUAUGCUUGGGAAUGCCGGUAUAUUGUGACUUCGGAUUGGCAUCGUUCUUGGAGAUCCAGAAUGAAGACGCGCCUGGCUAGCACCGUUCCGUCUGUCACAAUGAUUCAUUUCCUGCUGAAAUAGCACGUAAAAAGCUGUUUUAGCCUUUUUAUAUACACAAAAACAUGUUUUGUUUAAAUUUGAGGGCUUAUUAUAUGUACAAUUAUAUGAAACGUAAAAAGUAUCAGCUCGCCGCUAAAGUUGGAGGACAGACGACAAGGUUCUCGCUCGCUUUGGAAUUUGUCGUCUGUUCUUAAUUUUCUUCUCUUGAUUCUGCAUUGUAGGUGAGUAAACUUUAUUGAAAGAUGUAAUAUGUGUGAAUGAAAGCCUUUUAUGAAGAUUUUAUUUUAAGAACGCAUUAUUUGUGCAGCCAUAUCCACGUUUUAGACCAAGCCUCGUACAACACCAGCCAACACAAGCCUCGUAGACACAUAUCCCGUCAUUCCCAUGAUGGCAAAGCGCCCUUUAAGAAACUCGCAUAGACGGUGGCGCCAGAUUACCCUCUAGGUGUUAUAGUGAGAAACUCUAUGACUAGACGGAAGCGUGAGUUUCCUUCUUCCGCCCCUGGCGGUCUGUCAAGAUAUACGAGACCUAUAUUCGUCAUGUGUAUUGACCCUUUUCGCGGCGAUCCCGUGGGCGCUGCCAUGUUUGAUCACGUGGUCACGCGUCCAUUGCUUGCCUCAACUGCCUCCGUUGCCGCCUUGUUUACAAUGGAACUGUAUUAUGAGGCCGGCGCGGCUUAGAAAACCUAUGUUUUCGGAGAUAUCAUAGACGGUGACUAGUUGGACGACACGAAGCUUUAAUCACAGCUUCAUAGAAAAUACAAAAGCGCUUUAGGAGCUGAUUAAGUUAUGUCCAAACGGCGCAAGCAGCGUAUAUAGUGCUUGUUCUAAAAGCGGAGCUAAAUAUGUAUUCCAAGCUAUCCAAACGUUCCGCUCAUGAAUUAAGUCAGGAUUAGUGUGUUUUGCUCUUUGUUCUUUAUUCGGCAAAUAUUUUUAAGCAGUGGCUUGUCAGUUUCCGACUCAGUGAAGUUCCUCGGUGUGGCCACUAUCUGAUUAUUUUCUGCCCAAUCGCUCGCGGGUGUGCUCAGUUCCGACAGAUUUGUUCUUGCUGCGCACUAUUAAGGCUUGAAGCGUAGCUGUUUCGUACAUUGUAAUACCUUGUAGCCAAAUAUAUAUUACAGCUAGUAACUCGCUUACUCUUGUGGACCGUCACGAAACAUUCAGCUUCGACCAUUCAUGCGCCAUCGCUGUAGUCCGUCAUUUAUUGUGCGUAUACAGUGCGCAUAUAUUCAAGUGUGCGCCCAUUCACUUAUUCUUGAUACGUCGGUGUUAGAGUGGGCGUAAGUUUUCCUGCCAUUUGGGACUGAUGUGUAUAGAUAACGUGCGCGAAACUUACUAUGACAGGAAGCGGCGCUACUCCCUUUUUCAUUGUUUAACGAGUGGUACUCACUCUUGCCGACGUUCUGGGGAUGAAGGCCUUUCUUUGAAGGUUAGCGAUACAAGGCUGGCGGAUGAGCAAAUUUCUGUAUCCUCGAGGAAAGCCGUACAUCACGAAGUGCAGGCAACACGUUAGGACAGUUGCAGCAGCGGUCCGCGAACUUGGCCACACAGAUUCAUUCUAUUCCUUAACAUGCCAGUCACUAUAUUUUUGCAGCCAGCUACUGCACACGUCUUCAAUCCACAUGAUUCAAUCUAGCAUGAUUGGAACACAGUGUGUUAGCGAAAACUCGGUUGCAUUUCCGAGCUGAUCGCACAGAAGCAAGGUAGAAGCGGUAAUGGUUUCGUAUUCGUGCGCGGUCGUUGAGGAGAGGUAUGGCGCGCCGCCGUGAGCGCCUUCUCGUUUCUCUAAAACAAACUGCUCCGCUGAAAGGGUCAAUAUUACAUGUAUGUGGCACGUACGCUUGCGUCUUCUAUACUUCGAAACGACAAUCAACCAUAUUUUAAACAAGCAUUGCCAGCUGACACUGCCUCACAUGAAAGUAACAGAGAAGGAAACCAAAGAAAGCAUAGGGGACAUUGACUCACUUGUUAUACGCAUCACUCGUGUCACAGAGGUUGGGAGUUCGGCUCCCCCCGACGGCAAGUUGUCUCUUCGACUUUAAUCUCCCGCUUAAAGCUUUCUUUGGCCCUUUUUACGUGGUCGACGCCAGGACGGUCCCCGCCGAUGCAAAGGGCACCUGCUGUCGCGUAAGCGCGGCUUACGGGGAGUCGUGUAUACUAGUUGUUUGAGACGCGUGUGCUGUCGCGCGAGAGAUUUAUUGCAUCUGAAAGUUUAGAUAUGGUUUAGAUACCGUGGUCGGUGGUAGCGCUGUGUCGCGUUUCUCUACAAAGACCGCUACACGUCUCUGAGCUGGCAAGAUGCGCCGUUUCAUCUUGCCGGCUCAGCACAGCUUCGCUUAGACCGACUCCCACAGUGCAUGGGGCCGGCAUGUUCCUAAAGCUAAUGGUCGGAGGCACAUCUGACCCCCGUGGAGUAAGCAAAACAACAGGUGCGCUGCCGUCAUUGCGUAGUCGCGUCGUAUACCGCGCCGUUGUCGCCAUGUCAUCUUGCUCGUGCUGCCGUCGUCGUCGUCACACUGUCAUGCAGUUUACCGAAACAUGUCGUCGAUAACUUGUGCCGUCAUUAAUGCCGUUAUCGACGUAAGCAGUUCUACGGUUCGCAUAAGGUGUUUACUUUGACAAUCAGCUCGCGUCAAUAAUUUCUGAGACAUCUUUUUUAUUUAUUUCUACAUGUGAAAUAAAACAAAGCUUAUUUCCUGUA
This is a messenger RNA of Dermacentor silvarum, 5214 nucleotides long. Its product is annotated as leucine-rich repeat-containing protein 15. The transcript is spliced from 4 exons. The coding region runs from base 304 to 1920 and encodes 538 amino acids. The record is from RefSeq and is a predicted model, not a curated record. Gene Ontology annotation, molecular function: protein binding. Gene Ontology annotation, cellular component: plasma membrane. NCBI's taxonomy places the organism in Eukaryota, Metazoa, Arthropoda, Arachnida, Ixodida, Ixodidae.